Messenger RNA from Brettanomyces nanus, 1659 nucleotides. RefSeq lists its product as uncharacterized. The record is from RefSeq and is a predicted model, not a curated record. Gene Ontology annotation, molecular function: calmodulin-dependent protein phosphatase activity; calmodulin binding. Gene Ontology annotation, cellular component: cytoplasm; calcineurin complex. The transcript has a single exon. Lineage: Eukaryota; Fungi; Ascomycota; Pichiomycetes; Pichiales; Pichiaceae. Gene Ontology annotation, biological process: fungal-type cell wall organization; calcineurin-mediated signaling. The coding region runs from base 1 to 1659 and encodes 552 amino acids.
AUGUCUGCCCAUCGAAAGGUCUUGGCACGUGAGAACACUAUCAAGAUUGAGAAUGCUCUUCGUCAGCUGAAAAACCGGGACUCGGGGGCUCCUGGUUAUGAUCCUACCACGUAUAUAGACGAUGAGGGCAACAGAUUCAACACCAAUGAACGAAUCAUCAGUGAGGUACCUUCACCGACCAAUGAGAAGCCGUGUGACGCCAAGGUUUUCCCACAGGCCGAUAUUCCCGACUAUAACUAUCUCAAAACGCAUUUUAAGAGGGAAGGAAAGCUUUCCAAGACUCAAGUGAUGCGAAUAAUCGGUUUAGCCACAUCCAUUUUCAAAUCAGAGCCGAAUCUCUUGCACGUGCCGCCUCCUGUAACUGUCUGUGGCGAUAUUCACGGUCAAUAUUACGAUUUGAUGAAGCUAUUUGACAUUUGCGGCAGUCCAAAGGACACUUCGUUCUUAUUUAUGGGUGAUUACGUUGACAGAGGGUCGAAUUCCUUGGAGGUUUUGCUUCUUCUUUAUUCUAUGAAGAUUUCUCAUCCUGGAAUGUUCUUCAUGCUUCGUGGUAACCAUGAAACUCGUCAAAUGACGUCGCAUUUCACUUUCAAGACCGAGUGUCUUUUAAAGUACGAUGACGACGUUUAUGAGGCAGCCUUAGAGUCAUUUUCAGCGUUGCCUAUUGCUGCUAUAAUGAAUAAGCAGUUUCUUUGUGUUCAUGGAGGAUUAUCGAGGGAUUUACACUCUUUGAAGGAUAUAGAGACAAUAGAUCGUUUUCAAGUAGACGUUCCCGCCCAUGGACUCUUCUGUGAUCUAAUGUGGGCCGAUCCGUCCACUGAGUACGAUACAGAGUCUGAUUCUGAUGUGGACGAUGGUUGUAGCGAUUCUAAGCUCUUCCCAGAGAAUUAUGAGCGUGGAUGCUCAUAUAUGUUCACUUAUAUGGCGACCUGUCGAUUUCUCAAGUCCAACAACCUUCUAUGCAUUAUCAGAGCACAUCAGGCACAAGAUGCAGGCUACAGAAUGUAUAAAAAGAUGAUUCCACAGCAGUUUCCGUCUGUUAUUACACUCUUUUCUGCACCAAACUACUGUGGAACGUAUGGAAACAAGGCUGCCGUACUCAAAUAUGACACUUCUGUGAUGAAUAUACGGCAGUUUGGAUCUCAGCCUGCUCCAUAUCAUCUUCCUGACUUUAUGAACGUAUUCACAUGGUCAAUUCCAUUUGUAGCUGAAAGAGUGUUUGAUAUAUUGUACUCCGUUCUCAAUAUAUGUACAGAAGAAGAGUUGGAGAAGGGUACACCACUUUCUAAAGAGUUGACAAGGUCAAUCGAUGAUGUGAAACAGGGGAAAAGAGAGGCUGCUUUCUCCAGUUCUAAGACUAUGGACAAGACCGCUCUUAGAAACAAGAUCUUGGCCAUUGGUAGAGUUUCAAGGAUGUUUAAUAUACUUCGAGAAGAGGCAGAGAAAGUCGAGAGAUUACGGAGUUUAUCUGGGGGUUCUCAGCUUCCAAAGGGUGUUUUGCUCGGAGGAUCUGGAGAACUUGAUGAUAAGUUAAGUACAUUUGAAGAAGCACGACUAGCUGAUCUCUCUAAUGAAGCUAUGCCUCCUAGUGAUGAGGAGCAGGAGAAGGAGGCUAAGGAGAGGUAUGAUGAGCUAUUGAGGAGGUCUAGUGACGUUUGA